Cucurbita pepo subsp. pepo (vegetable marrow) is the source of this 1253-nucleotide messenger RNA. NCBI's taxonomy places the organism in Eukaryota, Viridiplantae, Streptophyta, Magnoliopsida, Cucurbitales, Cucurbitaceae. The record is from RefSeq and is a predicted model, not a curated record.
GUUUGUCUUUUUCAUUUGAGGACCCACACCAUUUUUUGUUUCUCUCUCUAGUUUCAGAGGAGGAUAAUAACAAAAGCCUCGGCACCGUCACUUACGUUUCUCUCUCUUUUCUCUGUGUUUGAUGAGUUUCCGUGGAGAGGGAGAGGAUUUUCAAUGGCUUAUGGAAGGAUAUGUUGAAUGAUCGAUUUUCUGGGAUGUUUCGCCAGAACGUGAAAUUCUGUGGAUCUUAAAAUCGCCUAAGUCAUCAUUUUUGUUUGGACAGUGCUUAGAUAAGAAAGCAAUCCCAUCUUCAAGCAAGUUGUUUGAAGCUAACGAUAUUGGGGUUUAAUUAAUUUCUUUUGUUGCUGUGGUUUGUUCCAAUGAUGAACAACAUGGGAAUCUUUGAAGAUAUUAGCUUCUGCCAAAAUCUUGAAUAUUUUUCAGCUCCUCCUGGGGAACAGGAGACAGCUCGGGAGCAUGAAGCUGAGGCUACUUUGGAGGAAGAUUACAGUGAUGAAGAGCUGGAUGUUGAUGAGCUUGAGAGAAGGAUGUGGCGAGACCGAAUGCUUUUGAGGCGACUCAAAGAACAAAGCAAAGAGAAGGAAAGCGCUGAUAAUUCAAAGCAGCGUCAAUCCCAGGAGCAAGCCCGAAGGAAGAAGAUGUCUCGGGCUCAAGAUUGCAUCCUGAAAUAUAUGUUGAAAAUGAUGGAGGUCUGUAAGGCUCAAGGAUUUGUGUAUGGGAUCAUUCCUGAGAAAGGAAAACCAGUAAGCGGAGCGUCUGAUAAUCUUCGUGCCUGGUGGAAAGAGAAAGUCAGAUUCGAUCGAAACGGUCCUGCAGCUAUUGCCAAAUAUCAGGCUGAACAUGCAAUUCCUGGGAACAAUGAUGACUGCAAUACAGUGACAUCCACUCCUCAUACUUUACAAGAGCUCCAAGACACAACCCUUGGAUCACUUUUGUCAGCUCUGAUGCAGCACUGCGAUCCACCCCAAAGGCGUUUUCCAUUGGAGAAGGGAGUUUCCCCACCGUGGUGGCCCACCGGAAACGAGGAAUGGUGGCCUGAAUUGGGACUACCUAACGAUCAGGGGCCACCUCCUUAUAAGAAGCCCCAUGAUCUGAAGAAGGCUUGGAAAGUCAGCGUUCUUACUGCUGUGAUUAAGCAUAUGUCACCUGAUAUUGCGAAGAUUCGCAAACUCGUUCGUCAGUCUAAAUGUUUGCAAGACAAGAUGACUGCAAAGGNCCGUCUUUUUUUCUUUCUUUGUCAAGUGAUUAAAUGA